UGAUUCUUGGCAGACAGACAAAUUUCAGUGGGGAGGAGUCUUAUGCUUUAGGCCAGGACAGACCAAAGGACAAACAGACUGAACUGUAGAAAGAGAAAGUGGCUGACAUCUGAAGAACAAAGAAUAAAAACACCUGAUUAUCCUUUCUGGAAGCAGAGAAUAGAUGGCAAUGUCUCCCACUGCCAUGGUGGCCCGCCGAGCUCUUGCUGCGGCAUCGCAUGGGAGCCACGAGGGAGGAGCAAAGACCUGGAAGAUCCUGUCCUUUGUAUUAGCACUGCCUGGUGUGGGUAUCUGCAUGGCUAAUGGUUACAUGAAGAUGCAGGCCCAUUCCCAUGACCCUCCAGAGUUUAUUCCAUACCCACACUUGCGCAUUCGAACCAAGGCAUGGCCCUGGGGUGAUGGAAACCACUCACUCUUCCACAACCCUCAUGCAAACGCUCUGCCAACCGGUUAUGAGGGACCUCACCACUGAGAAGGAUGCCUUCUCCUGUCUUUGCUACACUUAGUGGUCUGUUAAUGGUCUGUCUCCUAGGAUGUAAUCAACAGGGUCCCCAUGCUGAUGACACAAUUUUUGUGAACACUUUUAACAGAAAUAAACCACUGUUUUCACUGUAAAGAGAAUUUUGU
Molecule: messenger RNA, 627 nt
Organism: Xyrauchen texanus (razorback sucker)
Lineage: Eukaryota; Metazoa; Chordata; Actinopteri; Cypriniformes; Catostomidae
Product: cytochrome c oxidase subunit 6A, mitochondrial
Exons: 4
Coding region: 164-472 (102 amino acids)
Biological process (GO): mitochondrial electron transport, cytochrome c to oxygen
Cellular component (GO): mitochondrial inner membrane
Molecular function (GO): enzyme regulator activity
Source: RefSeq, a predicted model, not a curated record